Oncorhynchus keta (chum salmon) is the source of this 19089-nucleotide messenger RNA. It is a transcript of the gene rp1l1b, whose product is annotated as rp1 like 1b. The record is from RefSeq and is a predicted model, not a curated record. Gene Ontology annotation, cellular component: axoneme. Lineage: Eukaryota; Metazoa; Chordata; Actinopteri; Salmoniformes; Salmonidae. The coding region runs from base 485 to 13273 and encodes 4262 amino acids. The transcript is spliced from 5 exons. Gene Ontology annotation, biological process: intracellular signal transduction; photoreceptor cell development; axoneme assembly.
GACUGAUGGUUUGUUGUCAUGUUUGGAGUCUAUAUGUAGGGAUCUGGUUGAUCAGGUUGGUACCUACCUGCCGUUGUGGUUUUUCAAGCAGUUUUGGGUCUCCUAUCUCCCGAGAUUGUUUAUCAUGAGUGUUGGAAGCUGUUGGGCCAAUAAGAGGAACACAGACACUGUGUGGACCACCUGCCCCUAGAGAACCAGCCAGCGUAACCAUGACAACAACCACCCGCCCCUAGAGAACCAGCCAGCGUAACCAAGACAACAACCACUCGCCCCUAGACAACCAGCCAGCGUAACCAUGACAACAACCACCCGCCCGAGCCAACCAGCCAGCGUAACCAUGACAACAACCACCUGCCCCUAGACAACCAGGCAGCGUAACCAUGACAACAGCCACCUGCCCCUCACCUUCUCUCGACUGAGAUAACUUCAUCCAGUGACGGGGACUGACUAGGAAGUAACAGCCGUUGGACAGGAAGUAAUAAAGAUGUCUUCCCAUAAGCGCAGCUUCCAGUGCUUCGAUGCCAUCUUGGACGACGAUGGCCACCACCACCACCACCCCAAACUCUCACUCCCCUUCGUGCUGCGUUCUGCCCCCACGCCGUCCCCCAGCAGAUCUUCCCAUAGUGGGGGUAGUACUUACCAGGAGCCCCUGGAGGACCAAGGGUGCUACCUGUGUGCCCAGGCCACGGAGGCCAAACAGGAGAUCCAGAGAGAGGCCCAGAGAGAGGCCCAGAGAGAGCCUUCAGCCUGGUACCUCCCUCCGGUCCACCACCCCCAGCAGUAUGUCCGUAGGAGACCUGCCCGGCCUGACGAGCCCACUGCUGAGUCCUCUGGCCAGCAGCACCCCCAGCAGUAUGUCCGUAGGAGACCUGCCCGGCCUGACGAGCCCACUGCUGAGUCCUCUGGCCACCAGCACCCCCAGCAGUAUGUCCGCAGGCGACCUGCCCGGCCUGACGAGCCCACUGCUGAGGCCUCUGACCACCAGCACCUCACCAGGCACAACAAGAAGGUGGUGCUGGUGAAGAAUAGCGACCUCUCUGUUCAGAGGACCAUCGUGCUCCAUCGCAGGACUCUCCGCAGCCUGAGCCUGUUUCUGGAGGAGCUGUCUGAGUUCAUGCAGUACCACAUCAGGAAGCUGUACACUCUGGAGGGACACAAGAUCGACAGUGUUCAGAGUCUCUUGCAGUGCCCCAAUGUGUUGAUUUGUGUGGGCCAUGAGCCCUCCCACACCGUCCUUCUGGAGAACUUCCGGAAAAACUCAGAUGCCAAACUUCCACGACUGAGUCCAAAGUCUCUUGGACUCUCCAACACAGCCAGUGAAAGACAGGAAUCAGGGAAAACUGGCAGCGUCAUCCACCCAAGAUCUGAAUCCAACCAGUCAGCAAGGCACUCCAUAUCAUCUGACAAAUCACUCCCACCAAUCAACUCUACAUCCCCGGCCCAUGUUGGUCAUGAAGGCUUGAUGGACGACGACAUUGAGAAAAGGGUGCUAGUCAACAAAGAUGGCAGCUUGUCAAUGGAAAUGAAAGUGCGUUUCCGACUACUGAACGACGAGACCCUACAUUGGUCCACAGAAAUAAAGAAGUCGGUAGGAACGACAAACGAAUACCUCCAAGGAUACCAUGACAACUGCUUUGUUCAGCAAGGUAGUGUGGAAAGCUGUUCAGAGACGGAGCUCCUUUCACCAGGCGAGGCUGACGAUGCCUACAUCACCAAACUGCACCAGAAGCAUCUGGACGUCCCUCACUGUCAGCACUGCUGUGGCCACUGCCAGGACUAUGAGAUCAGGAAGACCCAUAUUUCGGGGGGGCAGAGGACUGUCCGCCACGUCACCUCCUCCAGCUCCAGUGCCUCCUCACACACCAUUGUCCAUAAAAAAGGUUCGGUGGAGACCAUGUCUAGUGAGGAGAUCACCGAGUACAUGGUGGAGAAGGCUGCUUGCUUCCAACAGACUGUGGAGGAAGGGGGCGACACCACUGUGGAGUACUGCACCAUCAGCCGCGGCUGCAGCAGGAGUGAGAUGAGCUUGACUACGACGUCCGGCAUGUGUAAGAGUAGGGCUUCCACCCAGGAUAAGAGCGAGAUCCUUGGCAAGAGCGAGAGCAUUGAUAAUAACCCCCGGGCAUCGGAUAACGACGAGGCUAUGGCUGAUAGUUCUUCCUCUGCUCCUUCUAAGGAGUCUCAGAGCGAGGUUAGCGUCAAAUUCACUAAUGCGGAGGAAGAUGAGCGGCCUGUGUCUGCUGUUAGUCUUUCCUCUCAGAUCCUGGCAUCGCUCAGGGAAGACCAGGAUGAUGAGGACGACGACCUUCCACCAAGUGCUUCGAGAGCGUGUUCGUGUUCCCAGAAUAGUAAUGCCGAAGAGGAGGAAGAGGAGGAGCCCACCAGAAGUGUUGUUUUGAACACAGCAGCAACACCAAUGCAACAUUUAUCUCCCAGGCCUCCUAGUAGUAAGGUAUCUUCUGUACACUCUAAGUCAGUUAGGGCUAUGUCUCGGGCACCAGCAAAUGGACAAGAUGACCAAAAAUUAAACAACUGUAAAUGUGAAGCAUCUGAUGUAGCUGGAGAUUCUACGGACGCCGAUGACGGAAAUGCUAAGACUGCAGUUGAAAAGGAAACGGGUCAAGAAGGGAUCCCUUCAGGGAUCACAGAAACCAAACACGCCAAACCAGAGGAGAGGGCAAUGAGCUCACUGUCUGUCAAAUCAAAUGUCUCUACCAGAUCCAAGAGGUCCAAAAUUGGGGAUUCAGGAGUUCAGGAGGAGAAGGGAGAGUGGUCAUCAAGUGCCAUGUCAGUCAAAUCCAAUGCUUCAGCAAAGUCAAGGAAGUCCAAUGUUUCAGCUGUAGAAGAUGUAGAAGUACAGCAACAUCAAACAGAUAAAAGAUCCUCAAGCGCCGUGUCAGUUCAAUCAAAUGUCUCAACAAGAUGUCAGUCCAAAAUGUCAGAAGUGGCAGCUGAAGUAAACGUUACACCAGAAGAAGACGCAAAAACAACUUCAAGUGCUUUGUCAGUUAACUCGAAUGCCUCAGGGAAGUCCAAAGUUUCUGCUGUUCCUACUGAAGACAACGCUGAAGACGAAUUGGAUGAAGCGGAGGAGAGAGCAGCUAGUGCUACGUCUGCUAAAUACAAUAUGUCGGCAGGAAAUACGACGUUACUGAUGAAAUACGACAUUUCUGAUGAUCCCGCUGCCGACGUUCCCGCUGAGAAAAACGCAGGAGACAAAGCAGGGGAUACUAAAGAGAGAGCACCCAGUGCUACUUCUGGUAAGUCUGCUAAGCCUAAUGUUUCUGCAAAAUCAAAGCAGUCCAAGGUUUCUAAACUCUGUCCAGAAGAAGAAUUUAGAGCAGCCAGUGCCUUGUCUGGUAAGUCUGCCGUUUCAGCAAGAUGCAAGAAAUCCAUAGUUGUUCCCGCUGAAGAAAAGGCAGAAGCAGAACAAACUGAAGAGAGAGCAUCCAGCUCUAUGUCUAUUAAAUCUAAUACCUCAGCAAGAUCAAGAAAGUCUACAGCAGUAGAUGAUGUGGGGGAAACUGAGGAGAGAUCACCGAGAGCAGCUAAGUGUAAUGUUUCUGCGAGGUCUAAGAAGUCCAAUGUUUCUGAUGAUCCACCUGAGGAAGAUGUAAAACAGAAAGAAGAAGCUGAGGAGAGAGCACCGAGUGCCAUGUCUGCUAAGUCCAAUGUGUCUACCAGAUCAACAAAGACCAAGAUUUCUCAAAUUUGUGUUGGAGAAGACACUGAGAGAACAUCCAGCGCUAUGUCUUCGAAGUACAACCGGUCAUCGAGAUACAAGAAAUACAAUGUUUCUGAUGGAGAAGAGGAUCAAACUGACAAGAGACCAUCUAGUGCUAUGUCUGCUGAGUUCAAUGUUUCCAAUGCUGAAGACAACGCAGAAGUGAAAGAACCCGAGAGAGCAGCUAGUGCAAUGUCAGAAGCUCUUGCUGAAGGAAAAACUGAAGAAAAUGCAGGAGAGGAGACAGAACAAACAGCAGAAAAUAUACUGGAAGAAGACACAGAAGCAGAGGAAACAGAGGAUCGUGCUCCUAGUGCUAUGUCAACUAAAUCCAAAGCUUUGGAAGUUCCCCCUGAGGAAAAUGAAGAUGAGGAAUUGACAGAAAUUGAAAAGAGAACACCCAGUGCCAUGUCUGCUAAGUCAGCUAAGUCUAAUGCUCCUGCAAGAUCAAAGAGGUCCAAGGAUUCUGAAUUUUGUCUUCAAGAACCUGAGAGAGCAUCCAGUGCUAUGUCUGCUAAGUACAAUAUGUCAGCAAGACACAAGAAAUACGACUUUUCAGAUGAUCCUGCUGCAGAGGAGGAGAGAGCAGCUAGUUCUAUGUCAGCUAAGUCCAAUGUUUCAGCAAGAUCGACAAAAUCAAAAGCUUCUGGAAUUCCUCUUGAAGUGGAAGUAGAGGCUUCAGAAGUUCCUGCUGAGGAAACCGCUAAAGAAAAAGUAGAAGCUGAGGAUAGAGCACCGAGCGCUAUGUCUGCCAAGUCAACUAAGUCUAAUGUUUCAGCAAGAUCCAAGAAAUCCAGAGUUUCUGAAGUUCCCGCUGAAGGAGAGGAUCCAACUGAAGAAAGAGCACCCAGUGCCAUGUCUGCUAGGUCAGCUAAGUCUAAUGUUCCUUCAAGAUCAAAGAAGUCCAAGCAUUCUGAAUUUUGUCUUCAAGAACCUGAGAGAACAUCCAGUGCUAUGUCUGCUAAGUACAAUAUGUCAGCAAGGCACAAGAAAUACGACUUUUCAGAUGAUCCUGCUGCAGAGGAGGAGCGAGCAGCUAGUACGAUGCCAGCCGUGUCAAAUUCUUCAGCUAGAUCUAUAAAAUCUAAAGCUUCUGGAUUUCCAGCUGAGGAAAAUGCAGAAGAAUUAGAAGAAACUGAGAGAGCACCUAGUGCCAUGUCUGCUAAGUCUGAAGCUCCUGCUGAACCUGAGAAUGAAACUCUAGCUUCAGCUGAUGAUAACGCAGAAGAGGAAGUGGAGGUCGCUAAGGAGAGAGCUCCCAGUGCUAUGUCUGCUAAAUCCAAUGUUUCAUCAAGAUCCCAAAAAUCCAAUGUUUCUGCAAGAUCGGCAAAGUCUAAAGCUCCGGAAGUUCCUCCUGAAGUGGAAGUGGAGGCUUCAGAAGUUCCUUCUGAAGAAACCAUCGAAUGUGAAGUAGGGGAAACUGAAGAGAGAGCACCGAGCGCUAUGUCAGCAAAGUCCAAUGUCUCUGCAAGAUCCAAUAAAUCUAAAGCUUCAGAAAUUCCUGCUGAAGAAAAUGCAGAAGAGGAUGUAGGGGAAUCUGCUGAACCAGAGGACGAAACAGAGGAACGAGCUCCCAGUGCUAUGUCUGCUAAGUCCAACGUUUCAUCAAGAUACCAACAAUCCAGUGUUUCUGCAAGAUCGGCAAAGUCUAAAGCUUCGGAAGUUCCUCCUGAGGAAAAUGGAGUUGAGGAAUUGGAAGACAUUGAAGAGAGAGCACCCAGUGCCAUGUCUGCUACGUCAGCUAAGUCUAAUGUUCCUGCAAGAUCAAAGACGUCCAAGGAUUCUGAAUUUUGUCUUCAAGAACCCGAGAGAGCAUCCAGUGCUAUGUCUGCUAAGUACAAUAUGUCAGCAAGACACAAGAAAUACGACUUUUCAGAUGAUCCUGCUGCAGAGGAGGAGAGAGCAGCUAGUUCUAUGUCAGCUAAGUCCAAUGUUUCAGCAAGAUCGACAAAAUCAAAAGCUUCUGGAGUUCCUCUUGAAGUGGAAGUAGAGGCUUCAGAAGUUCCUGCUGAGGAAACCGCUAAAGAAAAAGUAGAAGCUGAGGAUAGAGCACCGAGCGCUAUGUCUGUCAAGUCAACUAAGUCUAAUGUUUCAGCAAGAUCCAAGAAAUCCAGAGUUUCUGAAGUUCCUGCUGAAGGAGAGGAUCCAACUGAAGAAAGAGCACCCAGUGCCAUGUCUGCUAGGUCAGCUAAGUCUAAUGUUCCUGCAAGAUCAAAGAAGUCCAAGCAUUCUGAAUUUUGUCUUCAAGAACCUGAGAGAACAUCCAGUGCUAUGUCUGCUAAGUACAAUAUGUCAGCAAGGCACAAGAAAUACGACUUUUCAGAUGAUCCUGCUGCAGAGGAGGAGCGAGCAGCUAGUACGAUGUCAGCCAUGUCAAAUUCUUCAGCUAGAUCUAUAAAAUCUAAAGCUUCUGGAUUUCCAGCUGAGGAAAAUGCAGAAGAAGUAGAAGAAACUGAGAGAGCACCUAGUGCCAUGUCUGCUAAGUCUGAAGCUCCUGCUGAACCUGAGAAUGAAACUCUAGCUUCAGCUGAUGAUAACGCAGAAGAGGAAGUGGAGAUCCCAAAAUCCAAUGUUUCUGCAAGAUCGGCAAAGUCUAAAGCUCCGGAAGUUCCUCCUGAAGUGGAAGUGGAGGCUUCAGAAGUUCCUUCUGAAGAAACCAUCGAAUGUGAAGUAGGGGAAACUGAAGAGAGAGCACCGAGCGCUAUGUCAGCAAAGUCCAAUGUCUCUGCAAGAUCCAAUAAAUCUAAAGCUUCAGAAAUUCCUGCUGAAGAAAAUGCAGAAGAGGAUGUAGGGGAAUCUGCUGAACCAGAGGACGAAACAGAGGAACGAGCUCCCAGUGCUAUGUCUGCUAAGUCCAACGUUUCAUCAAGAUACCAACAAUCCAGUGUUUCUGCAAGAUCGGCAAAGUCUAAAGCUUCGGAAGUUCCUCCUGAGGAAAAUGGAGUUGAGGAAUUGGAAGAAAUUGAAGAGAGAGCACCCAGUGCCAUGUCUGCUACGUCAGCUAAGUCUAAUGUUCCUGCAAGAUCAAAGACGUCCAAGGAUUCUGAAUUUUGUCUUCAAGAACCCGAGAGAGCAUCCAGUGCUAUGUCUGCUAAGUACAAUAUGUCAGCAAGACACAAGAAAUACGACUUUUCAGAUGAUCCUGCUGCAGAGGAGGAGAGAGCAGCUAGUUCUAUGUCAGCUAAGUCCAAUGUUUCAGCAAGAUCGACAAAAUCAAAAGCUUCUGGAGUUCCUCUUGAAGUGGAAGUAGAGGCUUCAGAAGUUCCUGCUGAGGAAACCGCUAAAGAAAAAGUAGAAGCUGAGGAUAGAGCACCGAGCGCUAUGUCUGUCAAGUCAACUAAGUCUAAUGUUUCAGCAAGAUCCAAGAAAUCCAGAGUUUCUGAAGUUCCUGCUGAAGGAGAGGAUCCAACUGAAGAAAGAGCACCCAGUGCCAUGUCUGCUAGGUCAGCUAAGUCUAAUGUUCCUGCAAGAUCAAAGAAGUCCAAGCAUUCUGAAUUUUGUCUUCAAGAACCUGAGAGAACAUCCAGUGCUAUGUCUGCUAAGUACAAUAUGUCAGCAAGGCACAAGAAAUACGACUUUUCAGAUGAUCCUGCUGCAGAGGAGGAGCGAGCAGCUAGUACGAUGUCAGCCAUGUCAAAUUCUUCAGCUAGAUCUAUAAAAUCUAAAGCUUCUGGAUUUCCAGCUGAGGAAAAUGCAGAAGAAGUAGAAGAAACUGAGAGAGCACCUAGUGCCAUGUCUGCUAAGUCUGAAGCUCCUGCUGAACCUGAGAAUGAAACUCUAGCUUCAGCUGAUGAUAACGCAGAAGAGGAAGUGGAGGUCGCUAAGGAGAGAGCUCCCAGUGCUAUGUCUGCUAAGUCCAAUGUUUCAUCAAGAUCCCAAAAAUCCAAUGUUUCUGCAAGAUCGGCAAAGUCUAAAGCUCCGGAAGUUCCUCCUGAAGUGGAAGUGGAGGCUUCAGAAGUUCCUUCUGAAGAAACCAUCGAAUGUGAAGUAGGGGAAACUGAAGAGAGAGCACCGAGCGCUAUGUCAGCUAAGUCCAAUGUCUCUGCAAGAUCCAAUAAAUCUAAAGCUUCAGAAAUUCCUGCUGAAGAAAAUGCAGAAGAGGAUGUAGGGGAAUCUGCUGAACCAGAGGACGAAACAGAGGAACGAGCUCCCAGUGCUAUGUCUGCUAAGUCCAACGUUUCAUCAAGAUACCAACAAUCCAGUGUUUCUGCAAGAUCGGCAAAGUCUAAAGCUUCGGAAGUUCCUCCUGAGGAAAAUGGAGUUGAGGAAUUGGAAGAAAUUGAAGAGAGAGCACCCAGUGCUAUGUCUGCUAUGUCAGCUAAGUCUAAUGUUCCUGCAAGAUCAAAGACGUCCAAGGAUUCUGAAUUUUGUCUUCAAGAACCUGAGAGAGCAUCCAGUGCUAUGUCUGCUAAGUACAAUAUGUCAGCAAGACACAAGAAAUACGACUUUUCAGAUGAUCCUGCUGCAGAGGAGGAGAGAGCAGCUAGUUCUAUGUCAGCUAAGUCCAAUGUUUCAGCAAGAUCGACAAAAUCAAAAGCUUCUGGAGCUCCUCUUGAAGUGGAAGUAGAGGCUUCAGAAGUUCCUGCUGAGGAAACCGCUAAAGAAAAAGUAGAAGCUGAGGAAAGAGCACCGAGCGCUAUGUCUGCCAAGUCAACUAAGUCUAAUGUUCCUGCAAGAUCAAAGAAGUCCAAGGAUUCUGAAUUUUGUCUUCAAGAACCCGAGAGAGCACCCAGUGCUAUGUCUGCUAAGUACAAUAUGUCAGCAAGGCACAAGAAAUACGACUUUUCAGAUGAUCCUGCUGCAGAGGAGGAGCGAGCAGCUAGUACGAUGUCAGCCAUGUCAAAUGCUGCAGCUAGAUCUAUAAAAUCUAAAGCUUCUGAAUUUCCAGCUGAGGAAAAUACAGAAGAAGUAGAAGAAACUGAAGUGAGUGCACCGAGCGCUAAUAUCUCUGCAAGAUCCAGGAAGUCAACAGUGUCUGAAGUCCCUGCUGAAAAAAAGGAUCAAACCGAGAGAACAGCUAGAGCUAUAUCUGCUAAGUCCAAUGUCUCUGCAAAAUCUGGGAAGUCCACAUUUUCUGAAGCUUCUGCUGAGGAAACAGCAGCCUCAAAAGAGAAAACGAAUGAAAGAGCACCGAGCGCCAUGUCUACGAAAUCAAAUAUCUCAGAAAGAUCUAAGAAACCUGACCAUGGAACAGAGGAGCGAGCAUCCAGCACUCUAUCAGCUAAGUCACAUGUAUCUGUAAGAUCAAGGAAGUCCAAAGUUUCUGAAGUUGCUGCCGAAGAAAAGGCUGCAGAGCAGUUAGAGGAACAUGUGGAAAAAGCAACAAGUGCUGUGUCGGCUGAGUCUCCAAGAUCAGCCGGAACCCACGCAUCUGCCAAGUCCCACGGAUCAGACAGAACCCAUGCAUCAGACAGGAUCCACACAUCAGACACAUGUAACUCCAGACCCAAAGAUAGCAUAACUGCUGAAGUGACUGAGAGAUCUAAAAGCAAGAUGUCCAAUGUGUCGUCCCACCUGCAAGUGAAAGGACAAAAAGACAAAAACAAUAAGGAUGACGCCAAAAGCGACAAAGGGAGUGAUAUUUCAACCAAGACAAACAGAUCAAAGACUGCCAUUAGAGAUCAUGUAGACACUCCCAGACCUAACUCUAUUGCGUCAGAGGUUCAUCUCACUCCGACUCUACCACACUGCCCUCCAACCCCUAGAAAAAUUAAACAACCAGUUAUUCUACUUGGUUUUUCGAGUGACAGUAACAAGUUACACACAGCUGAUCCUCGGAAGGAGAGCUCUAACAUCUUAUGUGAUGGUCUCUCAGAAGCGAUAGACAGGAAUGUCAGUGACAACAGAAGUGACAAGAGCGGCAAGUGCAAACACAGGAAAGGGGUUUCCUCUCGCAGUUCCUCCCUACAGCGGCUGGAAGGAGAUGUCUCUGAGCUGGUUCCCUCCAAUCUACCAAACGCCUCUCCAACAGAGGUGGUGAAUGAGUGGCUUAAGAAAAUACCAUCUGAUAGUACGAUGUACGAUAUUGGGGACGAAUUCAGUGACAGAGGCCAUUCACCGGAGCUGGCACCAAAGGAAAAAACGAAUGGGACGGAGGAGAACGACGUCACCUCCGUGUGUGAAACUCAAAAAGAAGAGGAAGAGCCUAAGGAGACAGCAGCCAACCAUGUGGCUGAUGGUCAGGAGCCAGCAGAGACCCCACCUGAGAUCCCACCAGAGGGCACCGCUCCCCAGGAGGACGUAUCAAAGAGCUUUCACUCCUCAGUGCAGGUGAUGAAAGUACUGUUGAGUCCCAAGCUUGACCGGUGUCACAGUUUACCUGAAUUUUCCCCAGUGUACGGACGUAAACUGAGCACCUCAGCCAGAGGUCUCCUGGAUUGCCUCGCAAAGCUACAGUUGAUAGACUUUGAUCCCAACGACGAUGCAAAUGCCAAGGACACAAGGUACAGAGAGCUAAUGAACAUCCUCCAGUCCCUCUGGUUGUGUGACCCAGCAGAAGGUGGAAAGCAACAGCAGAAUGGCUGUGAUCAACACUCUGUGGACGGUGACACCAAAGCAAGGUCCUCCUCUGGGGUGGAUGUCAGCAGUGGCUCAACGGGCUCAGGUGGUUUGGCUCAGGCACCGAACGCAGAGGGGGAAGCAUUGCUGAGGGUACAAGAAGUUGACAAAAAUGCAGACGAACAGGAAAGCCCAGAGUCCUCAAUCCCUAUGUCUGAUCCAGCCAGCCUGUACGUAGCCAGUCAGGUCCAAUGGACCACAGAGGAAGGAGAAGGAGAAGGAAGAACAGCAGUGGAGAAAGAGAAACAAAAAGACGAAGACGUCCCAGCGUCUGAUGACACCAUUAGAAAUGAAAGUGUGAGAGAAUUACCAGAAACACCCCCGUCUUCCAACAAGAGCUCAGACCCUCGAGAGGACACAACCUCUGGCUCUCCUCCAUCUGUCCAAAGGGCACAACUAGCCAAAAAAGUUUCCCUAGAUCCUGAUCCUGUCUGGGUCUUGAAGUUACUGAACAAACUAGAGAAGCAGUUCAUGACACAUUAUGUGGAUGCCAUGGCAGAGUUCAAGGUCCGCUGGAAUUUGGACGACAGCGAACAUCUCGAUGCCAUGAUAGCCGAACUGAAAGACGAUGUGCAUAGGAGGAUACAAUUAAGCAUUGACAGAGAACUAAGGAAGAUCCACGGUCGAGGUGGAAGACCAAGGCCACCCAAAGAAGAAUUGUCACGAGAAUCAGGUGCGCAAACUGAGACGAGGAGAAGAAGACUGAAGCUCAACCAGUCUAUUGAUUACCGAGAGGAGAAGAGCGACGAUGCAACCAGCACUUCUUUCAGCGACCAACGGAGUGAUGAUGAAUAUUGCCCUUGUGAAACAUGUAUAAAAAAGAAACUGGAAUUAGGACCACUGCUUCCUGCAGAAGUUUUGCAUAUUGCUCCAGUCAUGAUGGCUUUUGAUCUAAAGUCAAUCCUCCAGUUGAAAAAGAACCCUACUCAAAAGACACAAGCAGUUGAUGCAACCGAUGACACUGAAACUACGGAUAAAGCCACAGUAGUGAAAACUAGUAUUAUACAUGCAUUUGAUUUAAAGUCAAUUCUCCAGUUGAAAAAGGACAAUCCUCCACAGAUACAAGAAGAAGUUGAUGUUACAGAUGAGACUGGAGGUAUGGAUGAAGAUGAGACUGGAGGUAUGGAUGAAGAUGAGACUGGAGGUAUGGAUGAAGCAAAAGCACCGGAAACUCUUGUUGGAAACGUUAUCAACGGGGCUAAGAAGGAGGCGGAUGAAUCACAAGAACAGGAGGAUGAUGAACAGGAUGAUGAAAUGGCUGAUGAAGCUGAGGCAGCAGUAGAAGAGACAGCUAAAGAUGAAGAAGAGGAAGCUGAUAUUGCUGAAGAUGAAGAAACUGUUGACGCAGAAACUCCAGAAGAUGAAGCAGUAGAAGAGGAGGAGGAAGCUAAAGCAGAAACAGCAGAAGCUGAGACAGUAGAAGAGGAAGCAGGAGAAGAAGAAACUUCUGAAGCAGAGACAGCAGCUGAUGACGAAACAGCAGGAGAAGAAGACACUGCUGAAGUAGACACAGCUGACGAAGAAACAGAAGAAGCAGCAGAAGAAGAAGAGACAGCUCAAGAUGAAACUACAGGAGAGGAGGAAGCUGAAGUUGAAAUAACCGGUGAUGAGUCGGCACUAGCUGAAACUGCAGGAGAAGAAACAGCACAAGCUGAAACUGCAGGGGAAGAGACAGCUGACGACGAAUCAGCAGGAGAGGAAGAGAGUGCUGAAGCUGAGACAGCUGAGGGAGAAGAGCAGACAGCCAGAGAUGAAACAGGAGAAGAUGAGACUGAAAACGCAGGAGAAGAGUCGGCAGAACCUGUAACAGCAGACGAAGACGAGACUGCCGAAGCAGAGGCAGCUGAAGAUGAAGGAGCAGGAAAUGGAGCUGAAGCUGAAGCUGAGGAGGAUGUAGAAAAAGAGGAAGCUGAAAAAGAAAUGAAAAUAGAGCCAGAAGUUGAGUCAAACAUCGAGGAGACAGCUAUCAGGAAAGACAACGUGGAGGAAACUCCAGUGACCUCAUUCGAUGCCUUUGCCAGAGCGGAAUACUCUGAAGACGGUGCGUACUCCGACGAUGAGGAUUCAGAGACUGAACGAAACAAUGAGGAGUCAGAGGCCCAAGAGGACAAAGCAGAAGCAGAGGCUGAGCUUCAGGUUGAGGAGACUACUGUUGAGGAGGAAGUGGAGGAAGGGGAGGAGGACCACGAAGAAGCUGAGGAGGAGCAGGCAGAAGCUGAGGAGGAGGCGGAGGUGGAAGAAGAAGCUGAGGAGGAGCAGGCAGAAGCUGAGGAGGUGGAAGAGGAAGCUGAAGAGGAGCAGGACGUUGAGGAGGAGGCGGAGGUGGAGGAGGAAGCUGAAGAGGAGCAGGACGUUGAGGAGGAGGCGGAGGUGGAGGAGGAAGCUGAAGAGGAGCAGGACGUUGAGGAUACCCCAGUUGAAGAGACUCCAGUUGAGGAGCUGAAGGAGAAAGGGGAGGAGGAAGCUGAAGUGGAAGUUGAGGAGGAUCAGACAGAAGCUGAGGAGGAACAGGAGGAAGAUGAGGAUACAGCUGAAAACUAUGCUGCUCCUGAGGAAGAGCCAGCCGAUGAGGUGGAUGAUGUCACAAGCAAAGGACAGUCUGAAGACGACGGUGAUGGCAAUGGACCUUCUGGGACAUCUGAGACGAGCCUACAUAGCCAGCCAACCAAAUCUUCCAUGGAAUCCCAACCAGGCUCGCUGGACGAAAUCCUGGAUGAAGAGGCAGAGAGAGAGACCAACAGCGAGAAGAGUUCACAGACAGGGUCGGAGAUAGGCUCGGGCCACCGUCUCUCUGUGAAGAGAAGGCAGAUGUACCAAAUGGAAAACGAGAACGAGAGCAGAGUGUCAGAAGUCACAGAGUCAGCCAGCGAGGUUCUCGAGCGACAAAUCGUCUCCCCAAAGAAGAAGACUCCAAAGAAGUCUCCGGCAAGAUCUGUCAAGUCAAGCAAGGCCAAAGAGAGUGAUAUUGAUCAAGACGAUCUUGAGUUCUAAAACUUCCCUAUUCAAACUUAAUUUACGGUAUUUUGCUUGUGAAAAGAAAAUUGGUCAAUGUUUAAAUACCCCCCAUUUUUACCACAUUCUUGCCUGCAUAUGCCUUUUAUACUUCCUGUGUGCAAUGCCGGUGAUGAGUGGUAGUAGUGGUGUGCAGACGUGGGUGGUUAUUUUUAUUAAAUCCAUUGAAUAUACAACCAUCAAAAAGAAAUCCAUUCGUUCAGGUAGGUACUAAGAAAUAUCAUACGAUUAAUAACAUUUAAAAAAAAAAAAAAGAAUAGAAUAGCAUUUUUUUAGUUGAAUUACCUCCAAAUGAAUUAAAUCAAUAGUUCAUUAUUUUGUUAUUUAAAGACACACGUACCUGAUCACAGUCAACACACACACAUUUUAUGGUAAGAAUGUAAUGGAAUAUAACAGAAUAAAAUAAUAAUAAUAUUUACCCCCACACAACUUGAGUCGUGGGUAAAAUAAGUGACAUUUUGAAGCAGAGCCCAAGCCUUUUUGUUCCACGCCUCUUUCCUACCCUCACUCCACGUUGUUAGGGGGCAUAGGGGCUUACCUUGAGAGUAUCUGCAUCAUGAUACCAAUAGAAAAUAAUAGCAUACCUAUUUUCAAAAGCAAUGUGAGUCUCAUGUUCAUAUUUCACAACUCUAAAAGCGUAUAGGCUUUAGGCAAUCGAGCAAGGUAACAGGUCUACUUUUGAUUCAGGCGACAUUAUUAGAUGCUAAAUGUAGAUCAGGGAUAGAUGAGCUAUAUUUCCACUUAUUUGCCCAGCCAGAGAAUCAACCAGAUCACAUUGAUCGAUACAAGUCAGUGAAUUAACAGGCUUUUGUUUGGGUGUAAGGCUACUAGGGGCCUGGAGUGAGGAGUAAAAAAAAUAAUCCACUUGAUAAACUACAACUAGACUAAAUGUUCUGAUAAAUCACCCAACUAGACUAAAUGUUCUGAUAAAUCAGCCAACUAGACUAAAUGUUCUGAUAAAUCACCCAACUAGACUAAAUGUUCUGAUAAAUCACCCAACUAGACUAAAUGUUCUGAUAAAUCACCCAACUAGACUAAAUGUUCUGAUAAAUCAGCCAACUCGACUAAAUGUUCUGAUAAAUCACCCAACUAGACUAAAUGUUCUGAUAAAUCACCCAACUAGACUAAAUGUUCUGAUAAAUCACCCAACUAGACUAAAUGUUCUGAUAAAUCAGCCAACUAGACUAAAUGUUCUGAUAAAUCAGCCAACUAGACUAAAUGUUCUGAUAAAUCAGCCAACUAGACUAAAUGUUCUGAUAAAUCAGCCAACUAGACUAAAUGUUCUGAUAAAUCAGCCAACUAGACUAAAUGCUCUGAUAAAUCACCCAACUAGACUAAAUGUUCUGAUAAAUCAGCCAACUAGACUAAAUGUUCUGAUAAAUCAGUCAACUAGACUAAAUGUUCUGAUAAAUCAGCCAACUAGACUAAAUGUUCUGAUAAAUCACCCAACUAAACUAAAUGUCCUAAUAAAUCAGCCAACUAGACUAAAUGUCCUAAUAAAUCAGUCAACUAGACUAGAGGAUCAUGAGCAUCACUCACCUCAAUUUAGCUAAUAUUUCUCCAGCCUGAUUGUAGCCUAACCAAUAGCCUAACCAAUAGCCUAACCAAUAUCCAAACAGAGAUUCAGUGAAAACACAACUCUGACAUUGAUUGAUUUAUCAAGACGAGUCCCAACGCAUGUCUCAAAGCAGUUGGUACUGUCCCAAUGAAAACGGUGCUGGAAUUAAAGUGCAUUCGAAUGUGAGUUACUAGAUACAUGUAUUCUGACUCCUCUGACUUUUUUCCACAUUUUGUUACAUUACAGCCUUAUUCGAAAAUUGAUUUAAAAAAUAUCCUCAUCAAUCAACACACAAUACCCCAUAAUGACAAAGCGAAAACAGGUUUUUAGAAAUGGUUGUACAUUUAUUACAAAUUAAAAAACUCUUAUUUAAAUAAUUAUUCAGGUUCUUUGCUAUGAGACUCGAAAUUGAGCUCAUGUGCAUCCGGUUUCCAUUGAUCAUCCUUGAGAUGUUCCCACAAGUUGAUUGGAGUCCACCUGCGGUAAAUUCAAUUGAUUGGACAUGUUUUGAGAAGGCAAGACACCUGUCUAUAUUAGGUCCCACAGUUGACAGUGCAUGUCAGAGCAAAAACAAGCCAUGAGGUCGAUGGAAUUGUCCGUAGAACUCAGAAAGAGGAUUGUGUCGAGGCACAGAUCUGGGGCAGGGUACCGAAACAAUGUCUGCAACAUUGAACGUCCCCAAGAACACAGUGGACUGCAUCAUUCUGCAGCAUUGAACGUCCCCAAGAACACAGUGGCCUCCCUCAUUCUUAAAUGGAAGAAGUUAGGACCCACCUAGAGCUGGCCGCCCGGCCAAACAGAGCAAUCGGGGGAGAAGGGGCCUUGUCCAGGGAGGUGACCAAGAACCCAAUGGUCACUCUGACAGAACUCCAGAGUUCCUCUGUGGGGAUAGGAGAACCUUCCAGAAGAACAAUCAUCUCUGCAGCACUCCACCAAUCAAGCUUUUAUGGUAGAGUGGCCAGACGGGAGCUACUCCUCAGUAAAAGGCACAUGACAGCCCACUUAGUGUUUGCCAAAAGGCACCUAAAAUACUCCCAGACCAUGCGAAACAAGAUUCUCUGGUCUGAUGAAACCAAGAUUGAACUCUUUGGCCUGAAUGCCAAACAUCACAUUUGGAGGAAACCUGGCACCAUCCCUACGGUGAAGCAUGGUGGCGGCAGCAUCAUGCUGUGGGGAUGUUUUUCAGCGGCAGGAAUUGGGAGAAUAGUUUGGAUUGAGGGAAAUAGGAGCAAAGUACAGAGAGAUCCUUGAUGAAAACCUGCUCUCGAGCGCGCAGGACCUCAGAUUAGGGAGAAGGUUCACCUUCCAACAGGACAACGACCCUAAGCACACAGCCAAGACAAUGCAGGAGUGGCUUCGGGACAAGUCUGUGAAUGUUCUUGAGUUGCCCAGCCAGAGCCCAGGCUUGAACCCGAUCAAAAAUUUCCGGAGAGACCUGAAAAUAGCUGUGCAGCGACGCUCCCCGUCCAUCCUUACAGAGUUUGAGAGGAUCUGCAGAGAAGAAUGGGAGAGACGCCCCAAAUACAGAUGUGCUAAGCUUGUAGCAGAUGUACCCAAGAAGACUCGAUGCUGUAAUCGCUGCCAAAGGUGCUUCAACAAAGCACUGAGUAAAGGGUCUGAAUACUUAUAAUUUUUAAUACAUUUGCCAAAAAAAUCUAAAAACCUGUUUUUGCUUUGUCAUUAUGGGGUAUUGUGUGUAGAUUGAUGAGGGGAAAAAAUAUUUAAUCAAUUUUAGAAUAAGGCUGUAACGUAACAAUAUGUGGAACUAGUCAAGGGGUUUGAAUACUUUCCGAAUGCAUUGUAUCCAGUUAACCACACGCAGCUUGACGCAAGUAGGCUAUUGCUUUAAAUGUAUUAUAAGGAUUGGAUGACUUUGGGGAGAUUUUAGUAAGCAACAAUUUGAUACACACCUUUCUAUUGAUUUAGCCUACUUCAUGCCAUUAUUUUGGUCAUUUAGUGAGAUUUAUCCCCACAGUAAUUAUUUUAUGAAUCCAUCCCGUUGUGGUUAAGAAAACAGUGCAUGCUUAGUGGUGGGCUAUGUGAAGAGAUGGUUGAAAUGACAUGCCUUGCAAAGGUUAGGAUGGUUAACGUUCACUGCCUUGCAACUAUGAAACAUUUUAGAGCGUAGUGCGUGCCAAUACCACCUCAGCAUUAAGGCUACAUUUCAUACGAAGCCGUAGGCAGAAUUUAAAAGGAAUCAUUACCAGGUCAUUAGGAGCAAAUACACAUUUUUGGCUUCGAUAUCGGCAAUGACCUUUAUGGAAAAGCUGGGGGAAAAAAAGUUGCCCGUAUGGUAAAGUUGGCAGAAAAAUGUCUUGGUUUGAAAGGGAUGAUAGAAUUGUUGAUAAUGAUCCAUCACUUGAUUAAAUAAUGAUCAAAGCACUUUAUUUCAGAACUACUACUGUGAUUGUACACGUCACAUGGUACAAGAACGUUAUGCCACAAAAAAAGGAAUCUUUUAAAUACUUGAAAUAUGCAAAGUGAAAUUAGUCGAAUUCUCUGUUAUUUUCACAGAACAGAAAAUCUAUAUUUUUCUGGAAGAAUAUCGAAACUUGUUUAUAUUAUUUAUUUUAUAUAAACUAAACUCAGCAAAAACAUUAAACGUCCCUUUUUCAGGACCCUGUUUUUCAAAGAUAAUUUGUAAAAAUCAAAAUUACUUCACAGAUCUUCAUUGUAAAGCGUUUUAAUACGGUUUCCCAGGCUUGUUCAAUGAACCAUAAACAAUUAAUGAACAUGCACCUGUGGAACGGUCGUUAAGACACUAACAGCUUACGACGGUAGGAAAUUAAGGUCACAGUUAUGAAAACUUAGUACACUAAAGAGGCCUUCCUACUGACUCUGAAAAACACCAACAGAAAGAUUCCCAGUGUCACUGCUCAUCUGCGUGAACAUGCCUUAGGCAUGCUGCAAGGAGACAUGAGGACUGCAGAUGUGGCCAGGGCAAUACAUUGAAAUGUGAGACGCCUAAGACAGCGCUACAGGGAGACAGGACGGACAGCUGAUCGUCCUCGCUGUGACAAACCACGUGAAACAACAUCUGCACAGGAUCUGUACACCUGCGGGACAGGUACAGGAUGGCAACAACAACUACCUGAGUUACACCAGGAACGCACAAUCCCUCCAUCAGUGCUCAGACUGUCCCCAAUAGGCUGAGAGAGGCUGGACUGAGGACUUGUAGGCCUGUUGUAAGGCAGGUCCUCACCAGACAUCACUGGCAACAACAUCGCCUAUGGGCACAAACCCACCGUCGCUGGACCAGACAGGACUAGCAAAAAGUGCUCUUCACUGGUAAGUCGCGGUUUUGUCUCAUCAGGGGUGAUGGUCGGUUUCACGAAGGAAUGAGCAUUACACCGAGGCCUGUACUCUGGAGCGGGAUCGAUUUGGAGGUGGAGGGUCCGUCGUGGUCUGGGGCUGUGUGUCACAGGAUCAUCGCACUGAGCUUGUUGUCAUUGCAGGCAAUUUCAACAUUGUGCGUUACAGGGAAGACAUCUUCCUCCCUCAUGUGGUACCCUUCCUGCAGGCUCAUCUGGACAUGACCCCCCAGCAUGACAAUGCCACCAGCUAUACUGCUCAUCCUGUAAGACAGGAAUGUCAGUGUUCAACCAUGGCCAGCGAAGAGCCCGGAUCUCAAUCCCAUUGAGCACUUUUGGGACCUGUUGGAUCGGAGGGUGAGGGCUAGGGCCAUUCCCCCCAGGAAUGUCCGGGAACUUGCAGGUGCCUUGUUGGAAGAGUUGGGUGACAUCUCACAGCAAGAAUUGGCAAAUCUGCUGCAGUCCAUAAGGAGGAGAUGCACUGCAGUACCUAAUGCAGCUGGUGGCCACACCAGAUACUGACUGUUACUUUUGAUUUUGACACAUUAUUCCAUUUCUGUUAAGUCACAUGUCUGUGGAACUUGUUCAGUUUAUGUUUCAGUUGUUGAAUCUUGUUCUGUUCAUAGAAUUAUUUACACAUGUUAAUGUAGUUUGCUGAAAACUAACGUAGUUGACAGUGAGAGGACGUUUCUUUUUGUGUUGUUGCUGAGUUUACGUUUGAGUGGUUUUAUUUAGUGCACUAAUCAACUAUAAUUGUAAUGAAUAGAAUAAUGAAUUGUUGAAAUAAAUGUUUUUGUUCUACUCCAACUAGUAAAAGCCUUGGCCCUAAGGAGCUACUUGGAAUUAACUGCAAAUGGAGAAAUAUAUAUAUAUAUAUAUAUAAUUAUGUACUGUCUAUGUGAAACCUGAAUGCAAUAGGAAGUACC